ACCACGCACACGCACACAGAAGCAAUACAAGUUCAUAUAUGUCGUUUGCACAUUUGCCAACAUAGUUCACAGAUUAGAAUUAAAUAAAAGAAUCCUGGAAAUUAUGAUAACUAUUUGUUAUAUUAACUAACUGGUACAUUUUGAGUGAUAAAGUAAACAACAUGAAUAGCCUGACGUUCAUAUUACUGGUGCAAAUCACUUUUUGCCUAUUGGGUUUUGCAUGUGCGGGCCGAGACUUUUACAAAAUUCUGAAUGUGCGCAAGUCGGCAUCAACCAAUGAGAUCAAGAAAGCAUAUAGAAAGUUGGCAAAAGAACUGCAUCCAGACAAAAAUAAAGAUGAUCCUUCAUCAUCAGAAAAGUUUCAAGAUUUGGGUGCUGCUUAUGAAGUGCUUUCCGACCCAGAUAAGCGAAAAACGUACGAUAGGUGUGGCGAAGAAUGUUUGAAGAAGGAUGGUAUGAUGGAUCAUGGCGCUGAUCCUUUCGCCAGCUUUUUCGGCGAUUUCGGCUUUCACUUUGGAAAUGGUGAUCCACAAGAACAUCAAACGGCUCGCGGAGCGAAUAUUGUUAUGAAUCUUUAUGUCACUUUGGAAGAAUUAUAUUCAGGCAACUUUGUAGAAAUCGUCCGAAACAAGCCGGUAUUGAAACCGGCUUCAGGAACACGCAAAUGCAACUGCCGGCAAGAGAUGGUGACACGCAAUCUGGGACCUGGUCGUUUCCAAAUGAUACAACAAACGGUCUGUGAUGAAUGUCCGAACGUUAAACUUGUCAACGAGGAACGUACAUUAGAAUUUGAAGUUGAAGCCGGUAUGGUAGAUGGGCAAGAAACGAAGUUUGUUGCUGAAGGCGAACCCCAUUUGGAUGGGGAGCCAGGUGAUCUCAUAAUUAAGGUGCUACAAACACCCCAUGAUCGUUUCCAGCGCAAAGGAGAUGAUUUGUAUACAAACGUUACAAUAAGCUUACAAGACGCUCUUAUUGGUUUCACAAUGAAUAUUACGCAUUUAGAUGGGCACCAAGUUAGUAUUACACGUGAAAAAAUAACAUCGCCCGGAGCACGGAUACGUAAGAAGGGCGAGGGCAUGUCAAAUUACGAGAACAACAAUUUGCAAGGCAACUUGUAUAUAACAUUCGAUGUGGAGUUCCCGAAGAAGGACUUAGAUGACUCAGAAAAGGAAGAACUCAAAAAAAUACUUGGCCAAGCAUCCAUAAAUCGGAUUUACAAUGGACUGUGAAAAUGUUUCAAUGGCUGUCAACACGUAUCAAUAGCAUGUUAUACCUAAGUUUUAGUUUAUUGUACAAAUACUUGUCUAAAAUUGUUUUAGCCAUUAAAUUUAUAUUUAAAUUGUAACAUAUUUUUUUGAAAUUUAUAUUUAAGUUAUUUUUUUUUUGCUCCGGGUCAGUAGUUUCAAUUUAAAGAAUUGUAAACUAAAUUCUAAGUUCUUACGAAAUACCAAAUGAUGCUAGUAGCGUAAAAGAAACUCAAAAUACUCUGAAGUUGUUCCUUUAAUAAAUUGGAAUUGGAGGGAUACUCAAAAUCCAUGUGAGGUUAUAAAAUGUGUAAAAUAAAUAACACAUUAGUUGGUUUUAAA
Messenger RNA from Rhagoletis pomonella (apple maggot), 1586 nucleotides. RefSeq names its product dnaJ homolog shv (gene shv). Gene Ontology annotation, cellular component: endoplasmic reticulum. Gene Ontology annotation, molecular function: misfolded protein binding. The record is from RefSeq and is a predicted model, not a curated record. Lineage: Eukaryota; Metazoa; Arthropoda; Insecta; Diptera; Tephritidae. The coding region runs from base 162 to 1229 and encodes 355 amino acids. The transcript has 3 exons. Gene Ontology annotation, biological process: protein maturation; protein folding.